UGUGGCAUCAGGAUGGCAGUUAGACAGGUUGUUCUCCAGCCUUCACUGGCUUUUUCAGGACAGUCCGGCAAGGAGAGAGGACUACACCAAAGUAACAGGAAACUCACUGUUUGCUUUGAAGUUCUGCAAACAUAGGUGGUUGGAGAAUGUCUUGGUUGCAGAACGUACACAGAGUAUGUGGGACAGUGUUGUCAAGUAUGUUCAGAGUGCAAGGGCAGGAAAAGUUCCACAGCCACAGAAUAAAUCCUUUGAAACUGUACAAGAGUUUGUUGCAGAUCCCUUUACGACUGCAAAAGUCGCUUUCUUCCUAUCAGUAGCCAAGCAAGUGACACCGUUUUUGACACUCUAUCAAACCGACAAGCCUAUGCUUCCUUUCCUGGCUACAGACCUGUACAGCAUGCUUGGGGGAUUAAUGAGAAGAUUUAUUAAGACCACUGUUAUCAGUGAAGCCAAAACCCCAUUGAAGCUUACAAAACUUGACCCUGCUGACUCCAGCAUUCAUGCCUCUCAUUCCAAGAUUGACCUGGGGUUUACAGCUGACAAGAAGAUCAAGGAGUCGAUUGCAAAGUCCACAGUUUCAGAGAAAAGAGUGCUUCAGUUUCAGAUGGAAUGCAAGGAGUUCCUUAUGAAAGUAGUUUGCAAACUGAUUGCCAAAGCACCAAUUCAGUAUUCCCUUGUAAGGAAUAUAAAUUGCUUAGAUCCAAGAAACAUGAUGAGUGACCAUGAUGUUUCCAUCACAAAAUUCAAGAGAGUUUUGACUACCCUUGAAAAUGCCAAGAAAGUCCCGGAAGGUGAAUGUGAUUCCCUUUUGGAACUAUUUAGACAAUUCAUUAUGGAAGUCCCCUCUUCUUCUCCGUCGGAGUUCAAAGACUAUGAUCCUAACAAUGAUAGACUUGAUUCCUUUCUGUAUCUUCACAUGGGACAGAAGCGAUCCUACCAAUCAUUGUGGAAAGUAGUCUCAGAGCUACUGAUAUUAUCACAUGGCCAGGCCAGUGUCGAAAGAGGAUUCUCAGUCAAUAAGCAACUGGAAGUCGAGAACCUCCAAGAGCGCUCCUUCAUUGCUCAAAGGCUGGUACAAGACCAUGUACAAUCUGUGGGAGGUGUCCUUGCUGUUUCAAUCAACAAACCACUUCUUUUGUCAGCUGCAGGAGCUAGGCAGAAGUAUUUAUCAUAUCUUGAUGAACAAAAGAGGAAGAAAACCUCUGAGGGUGUAGAACUGAAGCGAAAGGAGCUAGUCGAUGAACUUGACGAACUUAAAAAGAAAAGAAGGCGUUUAGACAGUGAUGUUGACAAUCUUGUUAAAUCGGCAGACGAGUUUGCACAGAAAGUAGAGGACACUGGGAAACUUGUGUGGAUUACAAAGUCAAAUAGUUUGAGGAGAACUGCAAAAGAAAAGGAGAUAGCUCGCAAAGACCUUGAGUGCAAAAUUGCGAAUGUUGUGGAUGAACUAAAAAAGGCAUAGACUUUUAGCUCGACUUAAGCUCGGCACAAUCGCUACUAUGAUAAGGUGAACAUUCUUUUAUUUUGC
Messenger RNA from Pocillopora verrucosa, 1528 nucleotides. Lineage: Eukaryota; Metazoa; Cnidaria; Anthozoa; Scleractinia; Pocilloporidae. The record is from RefSeq and is a predicted model, not a curated record.